GCUUUCAUGCUGUCACAACUUGCUAUCCUUCUGUCUUAUUGCUGCACAAAGACCCCUGCUCGGGAAAUGUAGUGAACGCUACUGUAGUAGAAACAUUAUGUAAGUCACAACAGACUCAAGUUCUCUCAUCACGGUGGUUAGCUAACGUUAGCUACGAAGCUAGGUUACUCGGACAAGCCUUGUUACGACAGCUAACUUCGCUAUGUGAACUAACUAAGCCAGGAAAGUGGCGAUAAAGAAACUCAGCGACUGGCUGCUUGGUGCACAUUUAUUGUUUCCACUUCUGAAUGUGUUGCAGGUCGCUCUCAUGUGCCCAUGGAGAAAGCGGCCUUUGAGGGGUGGCUGGAGACUGUCUCUGCCACUUUCCUUACGCUGAACGACCAGCAGCGCAACCAGUCUCUGGACCACCUCAUCUCCCUGAGCGGUGCCGUCCAGCUCCGUCAUCUGUCUAAUGGACUGGAGACGCUGCUGAAGCGCGACUUCGUGCGCCUCCUUCCUCUGGAGCUGGCUUUCUACCUGCUGCGCUGGCUGGACCCACAGACCCUGCUCACCUGCUGCCUCGUCUGCAAACAGUGGAAUAAGGUGAUCAGCUCGUGUACAGAGGUGUGGCAGGGUGUGUGUCGGAAGCUGGGCUGGAGGAUCGACGAGUCCAUUCAGGAUGCUACACACUGGAAGGGGGUCUACCUGAAGGCCAGGCUGCGUAUGAUGCAGCUGAAGAAUCAGGAGGCCUUCGAGACGUCCUCGCUCAUCGGCCACAGCGCUCGCGUCUACGCACUCUACUACAAGGACGGCCUCCUCUGCACAGGAUCUGAUGACCUUUCUGCCAAAUUAUGGGAUGUGCGCACCGGGCAGUGCAUUUAUGGAAUCCAGACACACACCUGCGCCGCGGUGAAAUUCGAUGAACAGAAGUUGGUCACCGGGUCCUUCGACAACACCAUAGCAUGCUGGGAGUGGAGCACAGGGGCUAAAAUCCAGCAGUUCCGGGGCCACACAGGAGCAGUCUUCAGUGUGGACUACAAUGAUGAGCUGGACAUUCUGGUGAGCGGCUCUGCAGACUUCACAGUGAAGGUGUGGGCUCUGGCAGCUGGAGCCUGUCUCAACACUCUGACUGGACACACUGAGUGGGUCACCAAGGUGAUACUACAGAAAAGUGAAGUAGAAUCUAUGGUGCACAGUCCUGGUGAUCAUAUCCUCCUAAGUGCUGAUAAGUAUGAAAUUAAGGUCUGGCCUUUAGGGAGAGAAAUCAACUGUAAGUGUCUGAAGACUCUGUCAGUGUCAGAGAACCGCAGCAUCAGCCUCCAGCCUCGCCUGCAGUUUGACGGACGCUACAUUGUCUGCAGCUCUGACCUCGGAGUUUAUCAGUGGGACUUUGCCAGUUUUGAGAUUCUCAGGGUGAUAAAAACGCAGGACCCAGCCAACCUAUCCCUGCUCAGCUUCGGGGAUGUGUUCGCCCUCCUUUUCGACAACCACUUCCUGUACGUAAUGGACCUGAGGACAGAGGCCAUCUCGGGCCGCUGGCCUCUACCCGCCUACAGAAAAUCUAAACGAGGAUCCAGCUUCCUGGCUGGUGUGACCUCCUGGCUCAACGGCCUGGACGGGGACAAUGACUCUGGAUUGGUGUUUGCCACGAGCAUGCCCGACCAUAGCAUUCACUUGGUACUGUGGAAGGAGAACGGAUAGAAGCCAACUCCAAACCCCCCUCUCCCCCCUCCCUCCCAAGACUGCUAGGAUAUGAGCCACCGUCAUGUGUGCUCUGGAACAUAUGAACCUUAAUAGAUCAUGCAUGGACCAAAGCAUCUUUUUUGUUUUGUUUUUUUAAUCGGUUUCUUCCUUGCAUACAGUCAUCCUCUACACAUACACAUAUGAACAGUAAGAUAUGGAAAUGGUUGACAACCUUAAAAACAGAUGAAACUAUUACUGUUGCUCCUCUCAUCUUAGACAAAGACAAUUGACUUCUUGAAAAUCCAAAAAUGGCAUCAAAAGUUCCAAAAUAAACACGAUUAUUAUUAUUAUUGUAAUUUUUUUUUGGCAAAUUAAUUCUUUGGAGAGUUUCACAUUGUGCACUGAGAAUAUUUUAGCCAACCUUUCAUCCACUCUAUAAUUGGAUGCCAAUUUUGACCAAUGAGCUUUUCUUACCAGGAUAAGAAAAUGUGCUAAUGCUAAGCUGCUCGCUGAACUGAUUUGCCAAAAAUCAUGGGUUUCCUUGUAGAAAAACAGGUUCGCCUUAAGCACAGAACAUCUCCUUUGACACCAAGAGAGAUGUUACAAAGAUUAUUUUUACAGAGGAAGCUGUACAUCGUAUCGUAUGUUUGAAAGUGGUAUGGUACAUCGUCGUGUACCAUGUAAAACAUUGUGAGGUUUCAUGUAAUUCCACUGAAUAUGCUUCUUUUUUUUUUAAACAGGGGGGUUGUGGUUUAAAUGUCAGCUUGAGAAAUGUGAUGUGCCUUUUCAGUUUUCAUUUGACAUUACAAAACUAGAAUUUCCUCCAUAACUCCGGCACAUUACAGUAAUCACAGGUGAUGACUGCAUUGUAAAAAUCUUACUUUUACGUUGGAUUUUGUUUGUCAUAUUUACUGUGCUCUAACAGUCUGAGAUGUCUGUAAUUUUAUAGCUAUCUACCUGACAUGACUCGCUCAGUGAAUGGCUUAUAUAUGAAUCAUUGACUGUAUUUAAAAACAUCAGGUUUAUUUUUCUAUGCGUUGCGCAGAGAGAGGAAGUGACGAGUAGUUGGUUCUGUGCAAAAAAAAAUUGCUAUUUUAAAAACAUAAAAGACAAUUUGAAUAGAUGGAAACAAUCUGAAAUGCCUUCUCAUGUUUUAACAUCGUCUCAAUUCCGUUUUUUCUUCUACGAAACUAAAAGCUCAGCCAAGGUUGAGUCAGUUUCCCCCCCAGAUUUCUCACUGAUGUCUUCCUUUGCAUUGGUAAGUCACAGAUCACUACAGAUGGAAAUGUAUUCAUGUACACCAAACCUCAUUUAUGACAGAUGAGUUUUUCUCUUGUAUACAGACUGUAACCUGUUCCUCACACACAGAUUUAAUGUACACAGCUGAUGUACAGACUGUUCUUAGUUUAGGUUUUUCAAAUCUAAUUAAAACUCCACCGAUAUAUAUAUAUAUAUAUUUUGUACUGUUAUCUGACCAUUGCACCACAUUAUGCCCCCACCAGCAGCACUCGGUUACAUUUUUUAACAAGCGUGAUAUGAUUUUUGUGUAAAGUGAUACGUUGAAAUGGGAAGAGAAGAAAUAUGAAAUGGGAUGUUACAUUUUGUGUUCAAGUAUCUCUGCACAGUUUUUAUUUCACAGAAUCUAUUCGCAUUUUGUCACAGCUUUAUAUGGUCAUCUGCAUCCAUCAGCUUCAAUACUGCAGCCUUUCAAAGAAAUAAAAGUA
This is a messenger RNA of Scomber scombrus (Atlantic mackerel), 3386 nucleotides long. RefSeq names its product F-box and WD repeat domain containing 2 (gene fbxw2). Gene Ontology annotation, molecular function: protein binding. The record is from RefSeq and is a predicted model, not a curated record. The coding region runs from base 316 to 1680 and encodes 454 amino acids. The transcript is spliced from 8 exons. Lineage: Eukaryota; Metazoa; Chordata; Actinopteri; Scombriformes; Scombridae.